Molecule: messenger RNA, 1987 nt
Organism: Lycium barbarum (goji berry)
Lineage: Eukaryota; Viridiplantae; Streptophyta; Magnoliopsida; Solanales; Solanaceae
Product: ninja-family protein AFP3-like
Exons: 2
Coding region: 1082-1801 (239 amino acids)
Biological process (GO): signal transduction; negative regulation of DNA-templated transcription
Cellular component (GO): nucleus
Source: RefSeq, a predicted model, not a curated record
AUUAGUCGGAUUAUCUGACCAACCGCUCCAUUCUUAUAAAAAUCCUAAUGACCUCAGUGACAGUUGACAUGUACCUUGGAACUAGCCCCACCACGCGUCAACCCCACCAUUCUUUUCCAAUAGGACCCACCAGAACAAACCAAUGUGCGUCGUUAUUCGCUACGUUUACAUUUCAACUCACAUUCCUAAGAGGCAUCAAAAUCUCUUCACCCACUUGACAGAACUAUUCGUCUUUUUCUGUUCAAUUGGACACGUGUCGUGAAACAAGAACCUCAGUAAAAUGUGCCACCGUUCAAACCCAACGUGGCAAAUAAAUAGCAUGCAGGUUUGGAGGCGGUGGAUUAAAGCUUUGCUUAAGCGCUGGAUUAAUUGAUCUUAUGUGUCAUGUAACUCUCUCUUCAUCGUGUCCUUCUUGAUGCCCCUUCCUCCGCGUCUCAACAUUUACUGCCUAAAUAAAUACUUUUGUUUUUAUCUUCUCUUCAUAUCUUUGUUCCAAAAGAUUAAUCUUUUUCUGAAGAACAAGAAAGUUAACACGCUGUUGAAGUUCUAAUUGCAAAAUGUUGGGGCUUAUGAAGGGUAAUUUUGAGGAAAAUGAUAAUGGGAUUGAACUACGUUUAGGUUUAUCACUUGGGGGAAGUUAUAGCAAUAAGAAAAUGGAUUGCAAUUCAGAUGAUAAGAUGUUAAUAGAGCGGCAGACGUCUCAAAAGAGGGCAAUACAUAGAGAAAUUAUGGAGAAUGAAGAACUAAUUCCAAAACAAACAGUUCGUGGGAAAGGGGAAAUUGGUACUAUUGGCAAUGAAAGUUGUACCUAUGAUGAAGCUGUAAAAAGCUUGAAUCUUUCUUUGAACCCAGAUUCAUAUGCAAAUAAUCAGAAUCUUACAGUUCUAUUAGAGUCCUAAAUUUGUACUGUUAGCAAUGAAUGUUGUACCUAUGAAGCUGCAAAAUGCUUGAAUGUUUCUUUGAACCAGGAUUCAUAUGUAAAUAAUCAGAAUCUUGCAGUUUCAUUUUGGGCUCAGAAUGCUGGGAAGAGGAAAUAUAUUGUCAGGGUUUUAGGAUUUAUAAUGAAAAUAGGGGUGGGAAUAUGAGUUAUGACCAAUGUGGGAGUAGUGAAUCGGAGGAAAAUUUGUCUGGAAAAAGAAGUUCUAAGAAUUACGGAUCAUUGUCGAAUGUAUAUCAGGAAAGAUGUUCGUCAACAAUUUCAGAAUGCCAAAGUUCGUCUCCAAAACGUGGCUUCGCAGGUAGAAGCAAUAAUAACAAUGCACGCGGAAUACAAUCGAGUAUUUCAGGAAGAAAAGAUGCACAUUUUGAACUACUAACAAGUAGUGUCAUUAGAGAAGAACAGGACCAAACAGGGGAAAGGAGAAUGCAGUUUGGUGCUAAAAUUGAUUCAUCUUUCAGUCCAAAAAGCAUCCCAACUAAAUCUGAUCCGAUCAAUAACCCAAUUUCCACAACUCAGGCAGAUGUAGGUCCAUGUUCUUCUCCUUUGAAGCAGACCCCAAAGACUGAAGUCCAAUUUCCAUUACUUUCUCGGAUGCGGUGUGUUUCAGCUACUGGAAAUAGCCCAAAUGGGAAGAAGAUAAAUGGGUUAUUAUGCAAGUACAACAGCAAAACGGAUAUAAGCAUUGUAUGUUUUUGUCACGGAAAAUCAUUUAGCCCUUCUGAAUUUGUGGAGCAUGCUGAGGGUGUUGAUAUAUCCCAUCCUUUGAUGCCUCCAGUGUUCUUGAUGGAACCCCAAAUGAUCUUCAACUUCCUUUUUUUUUUCUUUUCCUUUCUUCAAUCUGUUUUGUCUUAUAUUAUGUAGAGACAGGUUUAAAUGAAGAGACAUGAACCAUGAGGACUAAUAUAGUUGACUCGAAAUUUUGCUUGGACGGAGGCGUGGUUGACAGUGUAGUUCUUUCGUAGUGUCAAGCAACUGGAACUCUGUAACAAUGUAAAGUUUUGCUAGUUGUGUGGAAAUAGGACUAUUAUAGAAGCUUGCUUUGUUGGA